Molecule: messenger RNA, 1257 nt
Organism: Gavia stellata (red-throated loon)
Lineage: Eukaryota; Metazoa; Chordata; Aves; Gaviiformes; Gaviidae
Gene: EGR3
Product: early growth response 3
Exons: 2
Coding region: 61-1257 (398 amino acids)
Biological process (GO): regulation of transcription by RNA polymerase II
Molecular function (GO): DNA-binding transcription factor activity, RNA polymerase II-specific; RNA polymerase II cis-regulatory region sequence-specific DNA binding
Source: RefSeq, a predicted model, not a curated record
UGUUGUUUCCUCGGGAGCUGAGCUCGGAGCCACGUUGAACCAGCCGUUUCCUCCAGUGCUAUGACAGGCAAACUACUGGAGAAGCUGCCGGGGACCAUGAACACUUUGAUGAACCAAUUGCCUGACAAUCUGUACCCAGAGGAGAUCCCCAACUCUUUGAAUAUCUUCUCCAGCAGCAGCGACUCGGUGGCUCACUACAACCAGAUGGCUGCAGAUAAUGUUAUGGACAUUGGCUUAGCGAACGAAAAGGCCGGUCAGGAACUGUCCUCCUAUUCGGGGACUUUUCAGCCCGCCCCGGGGAACAAGACUGUCACCUACCUGGGGAAAUUCGCCUUCGACUCGCCCUCCAACUGGUGCCAGGACAACAUCAUCAGCCUGAUGAGCGCCGGCAUCCUGGGGGUGCCACCGUCCUCGGGCGCUCUCACCAGCACGCAGAGCUCGGCGGGCAGCAUGGGGCCGCCGCAGGGCGAGGUGGACCAGAUGUACCCCGCGCUGCCGCCCUACUCCUCCUGCAGUGACCUCUACCCGGAGCCCGUCUCCUUCCACGACCCCCAGAGCAACCCCGGCCUCACCUACUCCCCCCAGGAUUACCAGGCGGCCAAGCCUGCCUUGGACAGCAACCUCUUCCCCAUGAUCCCAGACUAUAACCUCUACCACCAUCCCAACGACAUGGGCACCAUCACGGAGCACAAACCCUUCCAGAGCUUGGACCCCAUCCGCGUCAACCCGCCCCCCAUCACCCCGCUGGAGACCAUCAAGGCCUUCAAGGACAAGCAGAUCCACCCGGGUUUCGGGGGGCUGCCGCAGCCGCCCCUCACCCUCAAGCCCAUCCGACCCCGCAAGUAUCCCAACCGGCCCAGCAAGACGCCGCUCCACGAGCGGCCCCACGCCUGCCCCGCCGAGGGUUGCGACCGCCGCUUCUCCCGCUCCGACGAGCUCACCCGCCACCUCCGCAUCCACACGGGCCACAAGCCCUUCCAGUGCCGCAUCUGCAUGCGGAGCUUCAGCCGCAGCGACCACCUCACCACCCACAUCCGCACCCACACCGGCGAGAAACCCUUCGCCUGCGAGUUCUGCGGCCGCAAGUUCGCCCGCUCCGACGAGCGCAAGCGGCACGCCAAGAUCCACCUCAAGCAGAAGGAGAAGAAGGCCGAGAAGGGCUCGGCCGGGCAGCCCCCCGCCGCGCCCCCCGCCGCCACCGCCACCGCCACCUCGCCCCCCGUCGCCCUCGCCCCCGCCGUCACCACGUGCGCUUGA